AUGUCGGAUGCACCACUAACCCCGUCACUAUCAGCAACACGUUAUGAACACCAGGAGAAAAUAAUAUACAGCGUGGACUGUUACAUCAAACACUUGUUUGAUGGAAAAGGUGGAGGACGGAACUCGGAUGCUACAGAUUUCGUCAAGUGUGAAGUUCGAGACAACACGACGGAUGCAUGGCAACAACUGUCGGAUCAAUGCUUCGAAGCCUCCGUCCUUAUCAAGUCACGUUCUUUCGCUAAAGCAAGGACUACAUUAGAUAGGUUCUUCGAUAAACUCGAUCUCGAAGCACGAAACCCCAACCCUCUGUUUAUGGUCAAGUUGUGGCGCAUCUGUCUCCAACUACGAAGCAAUGAUAGUCGGGUUCACCAGUUAAAGGCACUUGGCAGGUUCUAUGCAACACUCGGCAAAGCGUUCUCCGAAACUUAUGGCGAAAAGGAUCCAUUACGCACCCUGAUAACAUCUCUCAAACAACUAUCGCAGGCAGAUUUGAAAGACACUCUCCGGAUCGGAUAUUUCAAGACGAUCAAGACCCUGAGCGCCAUGGUAGGCGAGGAGAAAGCAGUUGUUCUCAAUAUGUGGUCACACUACUUCAAAUACUUCGACAGGCAAUAUCUUGACAGAAGAACACUAAUAUUCAAGUUUCAGCACGUAUGGGAUCAAGAGUCCGUGGACAAGGGAACUUGGAUCACAAUCAUCUACUACUACACCUAUGCAGCCUACUAUGUGUGUGAGAUGCAGGUUCUCGCCUAUUCUAUGGCGGCAUGGUUGGUAGAAGAGACUCAAACACUUCUUUGCUUGACAGAAUCACCACGUUGGACGCUACCAACACAGGCGUUUGUUUUCGCUUCGCAAGUGAAGGCAUCUCUUCGUCAGCAGCACUACUUGGACACACAUUGUCCCGAAUCUAAGACAAUAUUAACGAAAACCAUGGAAACGGCGAUCGCAAGACUACGUCUCGGGGACAGCGAAUGUCAGACCAGACAAAGUAUGCUCUCGGAUUUACUUCUGAAAUGGAUGAAAGAGCAAGAAGCUCAACAGCCAGACAAGGACAGACAGCCUGUGAAUGCUGAGAAGCAAGGUGAAGAAGUGGUUUCUCGGAAGCGGCAAAAGAUUCGAAAACGAAAGGCUUCCUUGAACAAGCAGGGUGAUUUGACCGGAAUCUGCACUAAAUGCAUUGUUAUGUGCACUUUGUGUCCGAAUAGGAUGGAUUGCAAGCAUUGCAGUAACGCGACUAGAGACUUGGAAUGUUGUCGGCGGCCAGAGGUCGACGAAAUCGUCCAGCAAGGAACAGAGUUCGCCGCCUACCUGCCUGAGAGUCCGAGCCGGGAUUAG
Exophiala xenobiotica is the source of this 1335-nucleotide messenger RNA. RefSeq lists its product as uncharacterized. The record is from RefSeq and is a predicted model, not a curated record. Bases 1 to 1335 code for a protein of 444 amino acids. Lineage: Eukaryota; Fungi; Ascomycota; Eurotiomycetes; Chaetothyriales; Herpotrichiellaceae. The transcript has a single exon.